Messenger RNA from Aspergillus versicolor CBS 583.65, 1280 nucleotides. RefSeq names its product ubiquitin carboxyl-terminal hydrolase. The transcript is spliced from 2 exons. Gene Ontology annotation, biological process: protein deubiquitination; ubiquitin-dependent protein catabolic process. Gene Ontology annotation, cellular component: cytoplasm. The coding region runs from base 140 to 892 and encodes 250 amino acids. The record is from RefSeq and is a predicted model, not a curated record. Lineage: Eukaryota; Fungi; Ascomycota; Eurotiomycetes; Eurotiales; Aspergillaceae. Gene Ontology annotation, molecular function: cysteine-type deubiquitinase activity.
UUCAAACCCCGCAACACUUCUUUCCCCUCAUCAACUCUCCAACGCCACACUUGCAGUCUGGCAUAGUUUACUCUUUAUUUCAACCUAUCUCUUAAACCUGAUAUCCCAAUUCUCAAUCCGACAACAGAAAUCUGCAAUCAUGGCAGAGAACCCAGACGUCUCUAAAAACAACAAGGCCUUCGUGCCCCUCGAAAACAACCCAGAAGUGAUGUCCCACCUAGUUCAUCAACUAGGACUCUCCCCGUCUCUAGGCUUCACAGACGUGUUCUCGCUCGAUGAACCCGAUCUCCUCGCGCUAGUCCCUCGCCCCUCGCAUGCCCUCCUCCUCGUCUUUCCCGUCUCGAAAACUUACGAAUCAUCUCGCAUUACAGAAGAUGGCCCCCUACCUGAGUACUCCGGUUCAGGGCCCCAAGAGCCCGUAACGUGGUUUAAACAGACGAUUCGGAAUGCAUGCGGGCUUAUCGGUCUCCUCCAUGCCGUGUCGAAUGGCGAGGCGAGGAAUCAUAUUCUUCCGGGUUCAGAUUUAGAGGGUCUAUUGAAAGAUGCAGAGGGGUUAGAGCCUAACCAGAGGGCAGAUCUGUUAUAUGAGAGCAAGGCGUUGGAGAGUGCGCAUGCGGACGCGGCAAAAUUGGGCGAUACGCAGGCACCUGGGGCCGAGGAUGAUGUGGAUUUGCACUUUGUAGCAUUUGUUAAAGGUGCUGAUGGAAAGUUGUGGGAGCUUGAUGGGCGGAGAAAGGGACCUCUAGAGCGUGGUGUGCUUGAACCUGAGGAGGAUGCGUUGAGUGAGAAGGCGCUGGAGCUGGGGGUUAGACGGUUCUUGGAGGUUGAGGCAAAGGGGGGGAACCCAGACCUGAGAUUCAGCCUUGUUAGUCUAGGGGGUGUUUUUGAUUGAUCUGGUUUAACUAGAUUUUGUGGACUAUACUGAGUUCUAGUGAAUAUCUGGAACGUAAACCCACAUAAGUGACACCGAUCCCACCGCAUGGAGCCACAAAACACAUUGUGAUCUAAUACAUAUCUCAUAAAUCAAAACCAAUGCCUCGAUAUACGAGUUGUCACUCAUCAGACCACCAGUUUUCUGAAUUAAAUUUAAGCACCUCAUUACCACAAGCCCACCAUCCUGCCGUCAAAUUGCGAGCAAAUACCUCCAGCGCCGAAUAGUGCACAGGAGCGGUAUUAGGCUCUGGCGUGAAGAAAGUUUUCUCAAAUGCCUCCUUUAGAUUCGGCUUCCGAGAAUGAACAUCAGGGACAGCAGCAAUAACCCUCCUCAAAAUGCCAUCACC